Molecule: messenger RNA, 4085 nt
Organism: Patiria miniata (bat star)
Lineage: Eukaryota; Metazoa; Echinodermata; Asteroidea; Valvatida; Asterinidae
Exons: 15
Coding region: 33-4085 (1350 amino acids)
Biological process (GO): positive regulation of extrinsic apoptotic signaling pathway; TRAIL-activated apoptotic signaling pathway
Cellular component (GO): cytoplasm; CD95 death-inducing signaling complex
Molecular function (GO): death receptor binding; caspase binding
Source: RefSeq, a predicted model, not a curated record
GGUAACCUUAACUCGUCUUGAUUACUACUAAGAUGGCGCACAAGACAGUUCAGCAGUUGGAUGCAUACAUUAAGGCAACAGCCGUCGUGUACGACCACUCCAACGCCAAGCUCAUCAGCAGGAAGACUAAAGUCAAACCAAGGAGGAAACAAGCUUUCCUGUCUGUACUGCAUUACAGGAAAACGUCUUCUGAUGAUUGCUGUGCAAAGAGGAGACCAUGGAAUCGAUGGAUCCGAAGAAAAUCAAAGCAGACACAUGAAAGUCAGAGUAAUUCCAAAGACGUAAAACAGAAACUGCAGGUCUUUGUCCGGACUCCCAUCCCACUUAAGACCAAGACACUUUAUUUCGAACUCCGUCCCGAGACAUCCGUCUCAUCUCUGAAAGAGGUAAUCCAGAAGAAGAUCGGUGUGGAGGCACGAUAUCAGCGUCUGUACAUCAGGGAAAAUGUCCAGCUCUGUGACUUACUCACACUUGAAGAGAAUGGUGUCGACACGAAGGAAAUCAUCUCUCUCCGUCUAUCACUAGAUGAGCAGGAUAACAAAAAUGUACCAAAAGAUAAAGCCAGCGUUGAUGAUGAGUACCUCAAGGACUUGUCAUCAAAAAUCGAAUCAUCAUGGAAGGAAUUGGCUAAACACCUAGGAUAUGAAGAAUCGGAAAUUGCAGACAUCCAAACCACCAACGAAGGGAGCACUGAAGAGAGCCGUCACAUGCUACUCACUUGGUGGGAAAAGACGACAGAUCGCGACGAAGCAGCUCAGAAGCUGAGACGAGCAUUGGAGGCCAUCGGGUUGUCGGAUUUGGCUCGAAAUGUACCAGUAACGAGCGAAUCGAGAGACGAAGCAUCUGGACCCGAGCCAGAAAGGCGUCAAGAUGCAGGAGUUGACGAGGAGAGCAAACAAAACGGGGCGGCAUCAACCGAGGAAGAAAAACCGAAAAAGAAACAAGUGUGUCAUCAAGACAAGCCUCAGCUUAUGUGUUUCAGAUAUGUGGCACUGCAGGUCUUCAUCAGAAGUCACCUGUCACAUAGACCAACGACGAUGUGUUUACAAAUGGAUCCAGAGACAUCUGUCUCGACUCUAAAACAGAUAAUUUGCGAGAAAAUCAGUGUCCGGCCUCAACAGCAGCGACUGUACAUCCGAAGAAACUUUCGAAACUUUGAGCUCCAUAACUUGCUGACACUUCAGGACUGUGGAAUUCAUCAGGACGAGAACAUUUCACUCCGUCUGUGUACUGAUGGCCUACUGGGCGGUGGACCAAAAGAUGCGCCGCCUGACAGCAAAUCCAUUUUGAGUCUUUCUGUAGACAUUGGAACAGACUGGGAAAAAUUGGCCAUAAACUUGAACUUUUCUGAAGGAGUUCUUAAUACAAUUAGGAGUAAUCGUCCCAACAACACUGAAAUGCAGUGCUUUGAAAUGUUAAACAAAUGGUGGAACAAGCAGAAAAAUUACCCAGAAGCAUGGCAGACGUUGGAGAAGGCUCUGAUUGAUUCAGGCAGGAACGACUUGGCUCUGCGCUUAUCAGAGUCUCCACGGCUACAAAUAAGAACGAGCGUCACAGACAACGGGAUAGAGAACGUUUCAUUAACAAAGCAGCUAUUGAACGUGCUGGCUGUCGCACUUCAAUCUUCCGGGCGUGUGAUGAUUGCACUCGGUGUCUUUUUCACAUCAUGUGGCGUUAAACUUGAACACGUAGUACGUGGGUCUGUGACAUUUGUUGUUCGUAUUGUGAGUCGGGAGGGUCUGAACAAACUCUGGAGUAUGUACACCACUGGAGAACUCGCCAAGAAACUGACAGAGAUUCUCAUCACGGAUGAGCUGACAACAGAGGAUAAGAGUGACUUGGCUAUCCAGGCUACCAUACAGGAAAACGACUACGAACAGGCCUGCCGAUUCUUUGACGAGUUGGAAAAAGCCCAGCAGAAAGACAAACAGCCUGUUGAUGAUCAGUUCUUUCGGGACUUGGCUUCGAAAACUGAAUCAUCCUGGGAGGCCCUGGCCAAAUUCCUGGGAAACGGAGAAACAGAAAUCAAGCAAAUCCAAACCACCUUCCAAGACGACAAAGAAAGGAGCCUACAAAUGCUGCUUUCUUGGUGGAGAAAGCAAACAAUUCGCGAAGAAGGAUUUCAGAAUUUGAGAGAUGCGUUAAAUUCAAUCGGGCGUGCUGAGCUGGCCUUAAUGAUUCCACCAGAUGAGGAACAGAGAAUGAAACAGGAGCAACCUGGUAAUCCAAAGGAAACUGGUCCAUCUGUACAAUCAAGAAGGGCUAAAGAACAAAGCAAGCGGAAAGGCACUACAUCAUCUGAGAGAAAGAGACCGCGUCAUCUGGAAGUUGCUCAUGGAGAUAAACCUCAACCAUCGGCACAAGAGGGAGGAGCUAAAGAACAAAGCAAGAGGAAAGGCACUACAUCAUCUGAGAGAAAGAGACCGCGUCACGAGGAAGUUUCUUGUGGAGAUAAACCUCAACCAUCGGCACAAGAGGGAGGAGCUAAAGAACAAAGCAAGCAGAAAGGCAUUACAUCAUCUAAGGGAAAGAGACCGCGUCAGGAGGAAGUUCCUCAUGGAGAUAAACCUCAACCAUCGGCACAAGAGGGAGGAGCUAAAGAACAAAGCAAGCAGAAAGGGACUUCAUCAUCCGAAGGACAAAGAUCGAGACAGGAAGAAGUUGCUCAUCGAGACAUACCUCAACCAGAGUUACAAGUGGGAAGGGCUACAGAAAAGAGCACGCAGAAAGGGACUACAUCAUCUGAGGUACAUAGACCGAGUCAGGAGGAAGUUGGUUAUCGAGACAAGCCUCAACCAGAGGUACAAGUAGGAGGAUCUAAAGAAAAGAGCAAUGUGAAAGGGACUACAUCAUCUGAGGAACAGAUACUACGUCAGGAGGAAGUUGCUCAUCUAGACAUAUCUCAACCAGAGUUACAAGUAGUAAGGGCUACAGAAAAGAGCACGCAGAAAGGGACUACAUCAUCUGAGGGGCAGAGACCGAGUCAGGAGGAUGUUGGUCAUCGAGACAAACCUCAACCACAAGUGCAAGUGAGAGGAGCUAAAGAAAAGAGCAAGGAGAAAGGAACUACAUCAUCUGAGGACCAGAGGCCGCGUCAGGAGGAAGGUGCACACCGAGACAAACCCGAACUAGAGAUACAAGUUGGAGCGACUGAGACCGAAAGCAGUCAAGGCGAGAUGGGAAGAGCGCAAUCCAAUCCAAGUGAUGCUGCUGAUCAGUGCAGGAGUGAAUUAAAAGACCGGUAUACUACCACAGGUAGUUACGUUCAGUUAAUACCCAGGGUCGAUGACGACAUGAAACACAUGAGUGAUAUAUAUACAGAGUUGCAAUUAGAAAAAGGUGACCAGGAUGACAUAGAGGGGGAUGUUGAGGAUAACACCAAAGACGUAAAACAGAAACUGCAGGUCUUUGUCCGGACUCCCUCCUCGCAUAGAUCCAAGACACUUUAUUUCGAACUCCAUCCUGAGACAUCCGUCUCAUCUCUCAAAAAAACAAUCCAGAGGAAGAUUGGUGUGGAGGCACGACAUCAGCGUCUGUGCAUCAGGGAAAACGUCCAGCUCUGUGACUUGCUCACACUUGAGGAGAAUGGCGUUGACGAGGAUAAACUCAUCUCUCUUCGUCUAUCCUUAAAUGACGCACAUGACGACGAUGUACUAAAAGACGAAGCCAGCAUUGACGAUGAGUACCUCAGGGACUUGUCAUCAAAAAUCGAAUCAUCGUGGAAGGAACUUGCCAAACACCUAGGAUAUGAAGAAGCGGAAAUUGCAGACAUCCAAACCACCAACGAAGGCAGCACUGAAGGGAGCCGUCACAUGCUACUCACUUGGUGGGAAAAGACGACAGAUCACGAAGACGCAGCUCAGAAGCUGAGACGAGCAUUGGAGGCCAUCGGGCUGACUGAUUUGGCCCAAAAUGUACCGGUAACGGGCAAAUCAAGAGACGAAGCAAAUGGAGCCAAGCCAAACAGGCGUCAAGAUGCAGGAGUAGACGAGGAGAGCAAACAAAACGGGGUGGCAUCAACCGAGGAAAAGAAACUGAAAAAGGAACAAGUUGGCGAUCAAGACAAACCUCAGCUAAUCAGGUAA